GCUGCGUUUUCCUUGCUCUUGACAUCGAAGGCUGCUGCUGCUGCUGCUGCUGCUGCAGGUGGGGCUGCUGAAAUCCCUGUACUUCGCCUUGCAGCACAGCCUUUUUCCCCAGAGAGCGGAGGAGUAGGUCUGGAGUUCAAGAUCCUAAGACGUAGGAGCCUGAAUUUUUAUACCCGUGUCGGCUGCCCCGCAACCAUGAAACACGAGGAGCUAUCUGGAAGGAGUGCAGCAGCAGGUCGUCCAGCAGCAUCGCCAGCAAGCAAAACAGCUCCGAACUCAGACUGGCUGAAGCUGGAAGGGCGCUCGCAACCGCGGGGUGCUCCGCCAGGCCGGAGCGACAAACUAGCCAUCCUCGCUGCGCUCAAGCACGAGCGCAGCAGCGACUGCAAUGGAAGCGUCGCUGGCAGCAGAGGCAGCAGCAAAGGCGCAGCUGUCGGCAAGAAGACAGACAGAAGCCUCAAGCGAAAACGGCGUAAGCGCCGAGUCAGCGCCAAGCGGAGAGCAGCAGGGGUCGCUGCCUGCCGGCUGCCAGUCCGACUGUCAGUGUCGUUGCAGCGCCUAAUGCAGCUGCCGCCUGUCAGCAACAGAGUGGAAGUUGUUAGGGCCGUCUGGGCGUAUGCGAAGCAGAAGCAGCUGCAGCAGCCGGGGGAUCCUCACACCGUGCAGUGCGACUGCGUGCUGAAGCGGCUGUUUGGAGGUCUGGAAAGCGUGAAUCUCUUUGCGGAUCUGAACCGCUUGCUGCUGCCGCAUCUCAUCUACACUGAUGCGGAGGACGGGCCUGCUGCCUCCGCUGCUGCUAGGCAGGAGAAGAAACCACCAAAAGAUCUACUGGCAAGCAUUUCUCCACAGCCACAUGCUUCAGUUCCGGCUGAGGCGGAUGCUGCACAUCUAGCAACACGGAGGCGUAAAGCCACACGGAAGACAAGCAGCAGCAGCAGCGGAAGCAGCAGCAGCAGCGGAAGCAGGAGCAGUGAGAGCGAAUCCAGCGACGAGGACGGCAAUAAUGGAGAUAUCAGAAAAAAAGGCAGCCAAGAAGACAAUGGCGCCUCUACUUACGGGGGUCCUGGGAAGGGCACUCGCAGCAGCAGGAGCGCAAGCGAGAGGGGUGUCUAUGCAUGUGUUUUUCCGAAGAAAUUCAAAGCAGAAGGUGGCAGCAGCAGCAGCAGCAGCAGUAGCAGUACAAGCAGCCCUACCGGCACUCCUGUAAGAGAAGGCCGUCUGCAGACAACUACCAGCGCCACUCCAACACCAUCGGGGUCCUCUUCAACAGGUGCUUCAGGAGCCUCUAGGAAGCAUCUCCGACGCCUUUUGCCUUCCUCAAGUGAUGAAGAGUCGGGAGGAGCCAGCGUAUCUUUGUCGACGUCCAUGACGUCUACGGCAUCAGCAGCCAGAGCAGCACCAGCUGCAGCUGCUUCUGCAAACAGCCUGCAAGAGCUCCACUUUGCGUGUGGCCGUCGUAUGCUCUCAGCUGGAGGCGAGACGAAACAAGAGCCGCAUGAAGGACGGGCAGACGCCCCCAGUGGUCUGACAGCAGCAGCAUCACCAGCAGCAGCAGUUACACUGUCAGCUGCUCGAGCCUCAACCGCGGAGGCUGAAGCGCCUUGGGGCCAGUGGCUGCUGGAGAGUCAAGAUCCCCUCUCACAGCUCUUGGACAGAGCUGUCGAGCCUGCCAGUAAGACAGCCACAGAUAGACACAGCUGGGCAGCAAGGCAGAUAGCCGGGAAGCUGGUGCUUUGGAGCGUUGGCAGCGCACAAGCAACGGGUCAGACGGGCCCUUGCCGACUAGGGGAAAAAACACAGAAAAAUCCGUUCGCGGAGACACAGGCACAGGAAGAUAGACACAGUAGAAGGCUUACAAAGAGAAGGAACGAGACAGGUAGAUACUGGAUCAUUUGGUUUGCUGCUGCAGGUCAAGAGCAAAAGCCUCAGACGACCCAAGAUCUGCAGCCGCAGCUACGAUUGAAGCUCAGCGAUAUGAGGGCUCAGUCGGUGAUGGUCUCUUUUACGUGCUGCAUCUGUCGCCGCGUAGGGACCGCCUUCUGCGAAGGCCGCCUCACCUUUCGCAUGCUUCAGGAGGCGCUUGGCGCAGAAGAAACUGCAGAUGAUGCCGUUGCGCAGAGUACAGCGCACGCGAAGAUCGCCACGAGUAUCCCAUCCUCGAACGUCUAUGCCUUCCCUGUACGCAUGCAUCGGGGUCCCCAAGAUGACUUCAGGCUAGCAGGAGCUUUCUGCAUCAACGACCUCAACCCCGCCACUUCCUAUCGCUUCACCCUUCAGGCCAAGCAAGAACAGGCCGGAGGCUCGACGCCAACGGCAUCAACAACGCUAGGAUCGGUAGAAUACGAGCAGCGGAAACGUGUAGACUUGUGGUCCCCUAGGGCCUGCCAGAUCUUCGCCCAAGGCCUCGAUCUGCCGCCUUUAAGCCCAGCAUUUGAGGCUUGGGGAGUGCGAGGAUCCGAGCUGCUUCAGAUAGGAGCCUCCGAACUCUCCACAUUUGGAAUACCCGUGAAUCCUACACCCCAGCCCUUCAUGGCGAAAUCCCUAACUAAAUGCCUAGUCCCUGCCAAGAUGUGUGUGUGUGUGUUUUUUUUUUUUUUAGAGUCCUUACGUUUGAGUGACCCCGCAGCGUCUGAGGCAUACUUACAUGCAUGCACGUGUGAAUUGUGA
Molecule: messenger RNA, 2667 nt
Organism: Cyclospora cayetanensis
Lineage: Eukaryota; Apicomplexa; Conoidasida; Eucoccidiorida; Eimeriidae
Exons: 5
Cellular component (GO): nucleus
Source: RefSeq, a predicted model, not a curated record